Messenger RNA from Vicia faba (fava bean), 1566 nucleotides. NCBI's taxonomy places the organism in Eukaryota, Viridiplantae, Streptophyta, Magnoliopsida, Fabales, Fabaceae. The record is from the annotation of a GenBank genome assembly.
AUGGCAAACGUCUCCGUAGCCGCGGAGUGGCAGCUCCUCUACAACCGUUAUUACCGUAAGCCCGAACUCUAUCAAAUGCGCUGGAAACACGUGGACCUCGCCCGCAACAAGGUCGCCGCCGCUCCUUUCGGCGGUCCCCUCGCCGUGAUUCGCGAUGACUCGAAGAUCGUCCAGCUUCACGGCGAAUCAGCCCUCCGCAAGCUCCGUCUAUUUUCCUCCUCCGGCCGCCUCCUCGCCGACACCGUCUGGCGUAACCCCGGCGGUCGUCUAAUCGGAAUGUCGUGGACCGAUGACCACACACUCGUGUGCAUCGUUCAGGAUGGUACGGUUUACCGCUACGACGUUCAUGCUCGAAUCAUCGAACCGAAUCUCUCGUUAGGUAAAGAGUGUUUUGAGAGCAACGUUGCUGAUUGUGCUUUCUGGGGAAACGGUGUCGUUUGUAUUACUGAAGCGAAUCAGCUGUUCUGCAUCGCUGAUUUCAAAAACCCUAACGCGGUUAAGCUAGCUGAUCCUGGUAUCACUGAACCGCCGCGUUGUAUGGCUGUUAUUGAGCCACAGUAUACGGUGUCCGGGAAUGUUGAAGUUUUGCUUGGAGUUGGUGAUGGUGGUGAGGAGGAGGAUGCUGCGGUGCUAGCUGUUGAGGAGGAUGGCGUGCAGCGCCUUGGUGGCGAGAUGCUCCGAGGACCUUUGCAAAAGAUGGUGGUGUCGCGGGAUGGCAAGUGGCUUGCGUCGUUCACUCAUGAUGGCCGGCUUCUUGUCACUACGUCGGAUUUGACUGGUGUCAUCAUCGAGAGGGAGUGCGAGUCAGCUCUUCCUCCAGAGCAGCUUGCUUGGUGUGGAAUGGAUGCUGUGCUUCUUUACUGGGAUGAUAUGCUUUUAAUGAUGGGUCCUGAUGGAGAACCAGUUACCUACCUUUAUGAUGAACCAAUAAUUCUUAUUCCUGAGUCUGAUGGAGUGAGGAUAUUGUCCAACACUAGUAUGGAAUUUCUACAACGGGUUCCUGACUCCACAGUUUCAAUUUUCACAAUUGGCAGUACAUCACCUGCAGCUUUGCUGUAUGACGCGUUAGAUCAUUUCGAUAGGCGUAGUGCUAAGGCAGAUGAAAAUUUGAGAUUGAUAAAAUCUUCCCUUCCCGAGGCUGUUGAAGCAUGUGUUGAUGCUGCAGGUCACGAAUUUGAUGUUUCGCGCCAACAAACACUUCUAAGGGCUGCCAGUUAUGGGCAGGCCUUUUGUAGCAAUUUUCAUCGUGAUCGUAUCCAAGAAAUGUGUAAAAUUCUGCGGGUCUUGAAUGCAGUGCGCAGCCUCGAGAUCGGCAUUCCUCUUAGUAUUCAGCAAUAUAAGUUGCUUACACCAUCUGUCCUGAUUGGUCGCUUGAUAAAUGCUUACCAACAUCUGCUUGCAUUGCGGAUAUCGGAAUAUCUCGGAAUGAAUCAAGAUAUACAAACAACAAAGCAUGAACAAAGCACCUGUGACAGCAAAGCAAUGCUACCUAAUUCUUUGACAUAUGUAAGGAAAAUUUCUUUCAAAAGAGAAUAUGCUAAUACAAAGUUGAAGCUAAUUGCCUAA